Penicillium paradoxum is the source of this 588-nucleotide messenger RNA. Its product is annotated as D-aminoacyl-tRNA deacylase. Bases 1 to 588 code for a protein of 195 amino acids. The record is from RefSeq and is a predicted model, not a curated record. Gene Ontology annotation, molecular function: D-tyrosyl-tRNA(Tyr) deacylase activity. Gene Ontology annotation, cellular component: cytoplasm. NCBI's taxonomy places the organism in Eukaryota, Fungi, Ascomycota, Eurotiomycetes, Eurotiales, Aspergillaceae. The transcript is spliced from 5 exons. Gene Ontology annotation, biological process: tRNA metabolic process.
AUGAAAGUCGUUAUUCAAAGAGUCAAAUCGGCAUCCGUGACUGUUGAUUCGGAGUUGGUCUCCUCUAUUGGGAAGGGACUCCUUGUAUUUGCCGGCAUUGGCAAGGAAGAUACCGAGAAAGACGCAGAAAAUUUAGUGAACAAAGUGUUGAAGGCUAAAUUCUGGCCUGAUGACAAUGGAACACAAUGGAAAAAAAGUGUCAGGGAUAUUGAGGGAGAAGUACUCUGUGUUUCCCAAUUCACCCUUUAUGCGAAAAUGAAGAAAGGCAAUAAACCCGACUUUCAUGACGCAGCUAGCCCGGACACCGCACGCAAGAUCUAUGACUUCUUUUACCAAAAGAUGGGUGAAGUCUAUACCCCUGACCGAGUCAAGAAUGGUGUCUUCCAAGCAAUGAUGGAGGUUGAACUGAAAAACGACGGGCCGGUGGGUGUAGAAUACUGCAGCGCAGACGCGGCGGUUACCAUUGAGAUCAACACCAAUCUGCCCAAGAAAGAGCCCAAGGAGCAGAAAGAUGGAGACAAAGAGUCCGACGUACAAGACAUCAAGGGAUCAUUUGAAUUUCAAAUCCCUCCUGAAUUGCUCCAAUGA